AUGUUGUCGACUGAGAAACAUGAGAACCCAACUGACCAGGAUGUGAUCAAGAAACUGUGCCUGGUCAAUGGGGUGUCCUAUGAAGAAAUUGUACAAGAAGGAAGCAACGUCAGAUCACUGGAGAUCUUCUUUUCUGGUUUCCCCCGCAUGGUCGGGCUCUCCUUCUUUCCAAGCCUCUGCCAGCUUACCAUAGUUGACCAGAGUAUAAAAAACAUUAAGGGACUUGAAAGCUGUCCCUUGCUCCAGCAGCUCUGGAUAGUCCAGUGCCAUCUCACAGAAAUAUCUGGACUAAAAAACUGUAAAAAGCUGGAGAAACUGUACCUUUAUGAUAAUCAGAUCUAUGAAAUCAAGAAUUUAGAACUGCAGGUCAACCUAAAGGUUCUAUGGCUAAAUAAUAACUGCAUAACAAAGAUACAGGGUUUGGACACUCUUCUAAAGGUUAAGGAACUAAACCUUGCUGACAACAUAAUUGAAAAGAUAGGACGCAGCCUUGAUCCAAAUAUUAACCUUGAAAUUCUCAAUCUGUCUGGGAACAAGAUCAGCUCCUUUAAGGAGCUGGCCCACCUUGCCCAUUUGCCCCAACUAAGAGAGUUAGCACUGCAGGACCCCAUGUCAACACCAAACCCAGUAUGUCUGCUGCCUAACUAUGACAUACACAUUAUUUACCACAUGCCAGGCCUCCAGCGACUUGAUAGCUACGAUGUCUCUGGAAAGGAAGUCAAGGAAGCAGCUGAGACUGCAGUUAUGAAGAAAUUGAUGUACUACAACAUGCGUGUACGCACUGUGAAGCGGAACCUCACAGCUACUCAGAUGAGUCUCACAGGAAGGAAGAACACUCUUUUACAGUUUCCUGAAGAAUCUAUCAGAACCCUCAGUGACGCCCUCAAAAGUCUUGAACGUGAGCUCUCCAUGGUGCCACUUGGUUGCAAGAAAUCUGAGCGCAUGUUGGAUGAUGAACCAGAAGCAGUAACCCACCAAGACGGGCUAACUGGAGAAACUGAUACAACCACUGACACUGACAUCUCUUGUGAUCCUGAUAUGGUGCAUAAAAUACACCGUAAGAUGGAUGUACUGAAGGGAAGGCUGAAACUAUGGAUCGGGAGGAUGGAUGAUAUUAAAGCCUGGUAUGAGCAAGAAUUGGCCCAAGCUACAAAUCAGAUGGAGUAUAUGGUGCAGUUUCUAGUGAUGGAGUUAGAAAGUGUUGGAAACAUCCGUUUAGAGGAAGGAAGCUCCACAGACCCUUGGUUUACCUCCUGCAGUGACCUGCUGAUUUCCCGCUUUGCUCCUUCAGACGACCAGAGUCAUAGCAUUAUUAACAUUAAGGUCGAUAGAGUUUUCCGUAUCCACAACAGUGCUUUGAAGCUUCGCUUUGAGGACAAGCUUCAUAGCCUGCUUUCCAGUGAAGACUCUACAAGCUUUUCACAGAAUUACAGACGCCAACUCGAGUAUUUAUUCUACAUACCUGACCCUGAAAAAUGUGAGAAAGAAGAAACUUUGCACAUUCUUGAAGAAGGCUUCAAAACAACAAAGCAUCAAAAGGCGUCUGGACGAGAGGUUGCUGUACCUUUAUCCAAUAGUUUGGGUGUGACUGAGCAGCCCAGAAUUGAUUAUGUGCUGCACCAGGCCAGCCCAGCUGAGUACAAGCAAAGUAUGAAUAUCAUCCCUUUCAGACACGGUCAGGUUCUACUCUCCAAAGUUUUUGUGGGUAAAAGCAAGCCUAUUCGUGAUGAAACACAGGUGGAUAGAAGCAACGACCCUGGACUCUGUUCUGUGUUUCAGAAUAUGGAUAAACCCUGCUCAAACAAAACACUUGCAGGCUCUGAGGGCAGUCUCUGUCGAAGGCAGUGGUUUGUAUUUGAGCAUGAGCUGGUCCUACCAGAGUACAUCAUAUAUUUUGAGUACAACAUUGAGGCUAAAGACCAGGCUGCACUGCCAGACAGAGAUGCUAUGCCUUCCUAUGACAUGGACCAGGCAGUCCUCAACAUGGAACCCAUCCUGAAACGGAAACCGAAACUUUUAGGGUUGAAUGAUGAAAUUCUUCUUAAGAUGGCCAGAGCUAAUAUCCUCAGUCAGAUCACUGUGCUAAACCUCCAUGGCAACAGUCUGAGGAAAAUAAAAGAGGUUUCCAGCCUUGUAGCUUUAAAACAUCUCACCAUCAGCUUCAAUGAGUUCACAAACCUUGGUGACAUUCAUAACAUGCCCAACCUCCAGUUUUUGGAUGCGAGCUUUAACCAUGUUGGGACAUUAGAAGGACUAAAGGGUUUGCGAAAACUCAAAGAGCUCAACGUGUGCUGGAAUAAGUUGACCAAAGCCAAAGAGGACGUGUUAGUGCUUAGAAAACACACCCCUGCUUUGCUGAAACUAGACACCCGAUACAAUCUGUGGAACCGGCCAGAGGAAGUCAAAAUAAUCAUAUUAGGCCGUCUCAAGACCCUGACACACCUGGAUGGUGUUCUAGUAACAGAGGAGGCUGCGGAAGCUGCUCAGAUUGCUGCUACAUCCAAAAUUAACCAGGCAUCUCUUCUGGCACACAGUCGUACCAACAGCAACCAUCCCAGAAGUCUCAGUUUGCUGUCAACAGCCCAGCUCAUAUAUCGUUUGAAUCCAACGCCCUGGGGACCUGGUCGACAGCUAGAGCCAGACUGGGCUUUAACGAUCACCACCCUGAACCUUGACAACCAAAGAAUUUCCAGGCUUAUCAAUCUGAGUAAGCUUGAGAACCUGCGCUGGGCCUCCUUCAAUGAUAACAACAUCGCUAAUGUGGAUGGUAUUGAUAGCUGCCUGAAGCUGGAGGAACUUUCUCUGGAUAACAACCACAUCAGAAGUAUUGAUGGCCUGGCAAGACUGCGUCACCUGCAUAAACUGAGUUUGGAUGGGAAUCAGCUGUCAAGUCUGGAUGCCUCAGUUCUAGGCCAAUUGCACAAUCUGACCUUUCUGUCUGUGGAGAACAACUGCAUCACUUCCAUGCACGGCAUCCAGAUAGUUCAAUCUCUCCUUGAACUCUUUAUUGGAUACAACCAGAUUUCCACAUCCAAAGACUUAUUCUGUCUCAAAGGAUUGGCAAAUCUCAUUAUUCUAGAUCUCUGUGGGAAUCCUUUGGUGGAGAAAUUGGAAAACUAUCGAAUAUAUGUAGUAUUUCAUCUGCCCUCCCUUAAAGUUCUGGAUGGCUUUGUAGUGGAAGUAAGCGAGUGUGACAGUGCAAAGACUAUGUUUAGAGGAAGACUAACCACCGACACACUAGCAGAGAAGCUUGGCCACUCAAACUACACAGAAAUCACUAACUUAAAUCUUCAGUCCUGCUGCAUCAGGAUGAUUGAUCUCACUCCCAUAGACCUCUUCUGCAACCUUCGCAGUGUCAACUUAGACCACAACAACCUCACAUGCUUCUCAAGCCUCAUCAACCUGCCUAGUAUCAAAACUCUCCAUCUGAACCACAACUACAUUAAGUCUAUUCUGCCCAGCCACACUCAGGGUCACCUAACAAAAAAGCAGAUGCUGCACAGCAAAGUCCAGUCCAGUGGCUAUGGCCAACAGAACCAAAUCAGGGUUAACGGGGAUACAGGGCCCACUGGCAGCCUGGAGCCACUGAUGGGAAGCCUGGAAGAGCUUCAUUUGAGUCACAAUGGCAUCUCCAAUAUGGCCAAUCUGCAGCUCAGCAGGCUCACCAAUCUUAAAACACUCUUCCUCCAAGGCAAUGAAAUCAGCCAAGUGGAAGGCUUGGACGGGCUUCACGAGCUCAGACGCCUUGUGUUAGAUAAAAACCGCAUUAAAGCGUUGACCAAGAACUCCUUCACAGCCCAGAGUCUCCUAGUAGAACUACAUCUCACCCAGAACCAAAUCCGGGAACUAAAUCAUCUUGAUCCGCUGAAUGAUCUCCGCAAGCUCUUCCUUUCCAGGAACAAACUGCAGGACAUCAAAGAGCUUGAAAAAUUAGAAGUUCUCCCCUCACUGACAGAGCUCUCAGUAUCUGACAAUCCUGUUGCACAAAACCCUCUCUACAGAUCAGCAGUGGUGCGCUGUCUGUCUCAAUUGCUGGUCCUCGAUAAAGUGUUGAUAACUCACCAGACCAGGGCUGAACUACUCAGUGCAGAUCUAUCUCAAAGCCCUGAGCAGCCGGGAGCAUCUCUUCCUACCACUGGACUGCCACCCAUCUUGCCUCACUAUAGCACUCCAGGAGGAAUGAGUAUAAUUGGUGGACUACAGAACACCAUGCAUGGCCAAUAUGCCCUGCCAAGCCAGCCAGGAGAUAUUCUCUCCAUCGUGUCUUGGGUAUGCCCUGCAGGCUCCUCCUGGUUGCCCAAAACACCUCCUGAGGGAGAUAUCCAGGCGGCAUGCUCACCAUAUGCCCAGACCACUUCUGUUGGAUCCUCUUGA
Molecule: messenger RNA, 4374 nt
Organism: Cololabis saira (Pacific saury)
Lineage: Eukaryota; Metazoa; Chordata; Actinopteri; Beloniformes; Belonidae
Gene: lrrc9
Product: leucine rich repeat containing 9
Exons: 31
Coding region: 1-4374 (1457 amino acids)
Molecular function (GO): protein binding
Source: RefSeq, a predicted model, not a curated record